This is a messenger RNA of Periophthalmus magnuspinnatus, 1488 nucleotides long. It is a transcript of the gene cnbpa, whose product is annotated as CCHC-type zinc finger, nucleic acid binding protein a. Gene Ontology annotation, molecular function: mRNA binding; translation regulator activity; single-stranded RNA binding. Gene Ontology annotation, cellular component: cytoplasm. Lineage: Eukaryota; Metazoa; Chordata; Actinopteri; Gobiiformes; Gobiidae. The record is from RefSeq and is a predicted model, not a curated record. Gene Ontology annotation, biological process: positive regulation of cytoplasmic translation. The transcript is spliced from 5 exons. The coding region runs from base 129 to 629 and encodes 166 amino acids.
UGUGUCCAAUCAGCGCGCUGCUUUCCACUGGUUACUGUGAAUGACAAUCGAGCAAACUCCUGCUCUCACCGCAUGCAGCGCAAAGAAGAAGGCGUAAACACUGACAUAGCUAGGUAGCCACUGAGGUAAUGGAGAUGAGCAGCAACGGCGAAUGCUAUGGAUGUGGCCGCACAGGGCAUUGGAUUAAGAACUGCCCGAAUGCUGGACCUGGACGUGGACGUGGCAGGGGCCGAACACGGGGUAAAGAAAUGUUCUGUUAUCGGUGUGGAGACCAAGGACACAUGGCCCGUGAUUGUGAACAAGUUGAAGAUUCUUGCUACAACUGUCGCAGGAGUGGUCACAUUUCUCGGGACUGCAAGGAGCCCAAGAAGGAACGAGAGCAGGUCUGCUACAGCUGUGGUAAGGCCGGCCACAUGGCUCGGGACUGUGACCAUGCGGAGCAGAAGUGCUACUCCUGCGGUGGUUUUGGUCACAUCCAGAAAAUUUGUAAACAGGUGAAAUGUUACAGAUGUGGAGAGAUCGGCCAUGUCGCCGUGCAUUGCAGUAAAACCAGCGAUACUAACUGCUACAAUUGCGGGAAGGCUGGGCACUUGGCAAAGGACUGCAGCAGCAUUGAAGCCACCGCAUAAUCAGUGCCCUCUGUUGCCCCUCCUUUUUCAGAUUGAUGGUUGGUUGUAUUAUUUUCUCUGAAUCCUCUUCACUGGCCAAAGGUUGGCUAACAGAGGCUAGUCCCAGGCCAGUGAGUCUCUCGACAUGUAAUACAAAGAAAGGGGUGAAAAAAUAUCUUUCUGCAUUCAAUACAAAAUGUUUUAGUUUGGUAGCGGUGUUAUGUAUAAUGCUUUGUUAAAGAAUCCCCCUUUCCAAGCCACUGGUGAUCAGAGAUGAAUAAAUGGGACUAAACAUAUGGGAACCUAUAGGACAUCUGAGCUUAUGGAAGUGAAUCUCAGUCAAAUGAGAUGGAAGGGAGAAAAUGGGAACUUCCAUGUAUGGUUAUUUUGGUUUGUUUUAGUGGGGUAUGAGUUGGCCAAGGGAGUAUGACAUGAAAUAGUUCAUAACAUGCAUUUCAGCCCAACAUGCAGCUAAAUGGGCGAUAACAAACUACAUGUUAUAUUGCUAAGAUAUACAAUUAAGGAGGUAUUAAAAGAAUCAAGUUCUUUUAUAGAAAAAUCUGUUUACAAUUUAACUAUGACUUGGUAAUCCAAGGUAGAUUUUCAUUUAAAAAUGGAUUCAAUUAUCAUUUUUUUUUACCUUGGUAAAUGUAACACGCGGUUGACAGAACAGCAGACUUAGGAGUUAUUUGGGGAUGAAAAAAAAAAGUUUUCACAGAAAUCAAAAAUGUUAUUUUUGUACAAUAUCACUUAGACUACUGUAUAAAUACCAUUUGCUUGUACUCAGUUUUUAAGUCGGAAGGAAAGUGCAACUGAAGUCCUAGAAAAUAGAAAUGUAAUUUUAAACUCAUCAAUAAAGCUGGAGGAGCACGGGGAAGAC